UGUCUCUGGAGAGGCCCUUAGCCAGAUACUCCUCCAUACUCCAGUCAUCUUCUCCCAAGCAAGUCCACUUGAGUUUACAAAUGUCCAUGAAGCUCUAGUCUCCUGAGAGAAUAAAGCCUGAGACCUAGCAUGACUAUGCCAGCCAAUUGGACUUCUCUUCAGAGAUCCUGGGCUCCAGUUCCAGAGGAAAUUGGCAGUUUAUGUAAGGGAUCAGUAUCCUUCAGGGAUGUGACUGUAGAUUUCAGCAGAGAGGAGUGGCAGCAUCUAGACCUUGCUCAGAAAAACUUGUACCGGGAUGUGAUGCUGGAGACCUACAGCCACCUGCUCUCAGUCGGGUAUCAAGUUCCCAAGCCAGAGGAUUUCUUGUUGGAGCAAGGAAAGGAGCCCUGGACAGUGCAAUGUGAGAGCCCAGGUCAGGGCUGCCCAGAAGUAUGGCACAUCAGUGACCAGAUAAGAAGUUACCAACAAAGAGAAAACAAAUAUUUAAGAAAUGUUUCUUUCUUCAAGAAAAUGUUGACUACCAAGAGGGAUUAUGAUAAGGACAUUAGAAAAACAAUGCAUCUGAGUCCAGAUUUUCCUUACUCAAAAAGACCCCACCAAUGUGAUUCAUUUGAUAAUGCUUUGAAGUAUAAUUUAGACUUGAACAGCCAUAAUAGGAAUAAUGCAUCAAAGAACUUGAGUAAGAUUACUGAAUACAGUAAAAUUCUUUCUCCCAUUGACUGUGAACAUAAUUCAACAGGAUAUAAUGUAUGGGACCUUAGUCAAUGUGGAAAAUUCUUUAGCUGUGAACAGGCGCCCUCUCAACAUCACAACAUUAAUACUGGGAGAAAAGCUUUUGAAUGUGUAGAAUUUGGAAAGAUCUUUGCCCAGAAGUCACAAAUCAAAGUACAUCUGAAAGUUCAUACAGGAGAAAGACUGUAUGUCUGUAUUGACUGUGGAAAGGCUUUUGUGCAGAAGUCAGAGUUUAUUACACAUCAAAGAACCCACACUAGGGAGAAACCUUACAAGUGCAGUGAAUGUGGAAAAGCCUUUUUCCAAGUAUCUUCUCUCUUCAGGCAUCAGAGAAUUCAUACAGGAGAAAAACUGUAUGAAUGUAGCGAAUGUGGAAAAGGUUUCUCUUAUAACUCAGAUCUCAGUAUACAUCAGAAAAUUCAUACUGGAGAAAGACACCACGAAUGCAGUGAUUGUGGCAAAGCAUUCACACAAAAGUCCACACUCAAGAUGCAUCAGAAAAUUCAUACAGGUGAAAGAUCCUAUAUUUGUAUUGAAUGUGGUCAGGCCUUCAUCCAGAAAACACACUUGAUUGCACACCGAAGAAUUCACACAGGAGAAAGACCAUAUGCAUGUAAUAAUUGUGGGAAAUCCUUCAUCUCCAAGUCUCAACUCCAGGUCCAUCAACGAAUUCACACAAGAACAAAACCUUUUAUAAGUACUGAAUUUGGGAAGACCUUCAAUAAUAACUCCAACCUCUUUACUCAUAAAAAAGCUCAAAUGAGAGAGAAAUCUUCCAUAUGUACUGAAUGUGGUAAGGCCUUUACCUACAGGUCAGAGUUGGUUAUACAUCAAAGAAUUCACACUGGGGAAAAACCAUAUGGAUGUAACGAUUGUGGAAAAGCCUUCACUCAGAAGUCAGCACUCACUGUGCAUAAGAGGAUUCAUACAGGAGAAAAAUCAUAUGUAUGUAUGAAAUGUGGGCUAGCCUUCAUCCAGAAGGCACACUUGAUUGCACAUCAGAUCAUUCAUACAGGAGAAAAACCUUAUAAAUGUGGACACUGUGGGAAAUCCUUUACUUCCAAGUCACAACUCCAUGUUCAUAAACGAAUUCACACAGGAGAGAAACCUUACAUGUGUACUAAAUGUGGGAAGGCUUUCACUAACAGGUCAAAUCUUAUUACACAUCAGAAAACUCACACCGGAGAAAAAUCUUACAUAUGUGCUAAAUGUGGAAAGGCCUUCACUCAAAGGUCAGACUUGAUUACACAUCAGAGAAUUCAUACCGGAGAGAAACCUUUUGAAUGUAAUACCUGUGGGAAAGCCUUCACACAAAAGUCACACCUCAAUAUACACCAGAAAAUUCACACUGGAGAAAGACAGUAUGCAUGUCAUGAAUGUGGAAAAGCCUUCAACCAGAAAUCAAUACUCAUUGUGCAUCAGAAAAUUCAUACAGGAGAGAAACCCUAUGUGUGCACUGAGUGUGGAAGGGCCUUUAUCCGGAAGUCAAACUUCAUUACUCAUCAGAGGAUUCAUACUGGAGAGAAACCUUAUGAAUGUGGUAAUUGUGGGAAAUCCUUCACCUCGAAAUCUCAGCUCUUGGUGCACCAACCAAUUCACACAGGAGAAAAACCUUAUGUGUGUGCUGUGUGUGGUAAAGCCUUUAGUGGCAGAUCAAACCUCAGUAAGCAUCAGAAAACGCAUACUGGAGAGAAGCCCUACAUCUGUUCUGAAUGUGGAAAGACCUUCAGGCAGAAGUCAGAGUUAAUCAUACAUCAUAGAAUUCACACUGGUGAGAAACCUUAUGAAUGCAGCGAUUGUGGAAAAUCUUUCACUAAGAAAUCACAACUUCAAGUGCAUCAGAGAAUUCACACAGGAGAAAAGCCUUAUGUGUGUGCUGAGUGCGGGAAGGCCUUCACUGAUAGGUCAAAUUUGAAUAAACACCAGACAACACACACUGGAGACAAACCCUACAAAUGUGUGGUGUGUGGGAAAGGCUUUGUUCAGAAAUCAGUGCUGAAUGUUCAUCAGAGUAUUCACACCUGAGAGAAAGAUGAGAAAACUCAAACUGGAGUGGUUGUACAUUCUUUAAUUCAUGACGAAAAAUAAUGACCUAUUGUCAUAUAAGAAAUCCCCAACAGAAUGUCACAUAUUAGAGAUGAGGACCUCUAAGAAGGUCCUGAUUGAUAGGGACCCUCACAUGUUGCCACCAGCCUGAUUAAGCCAGGGGCAUAUUUAUUGAGAAAGAACAUUGAAAUUUUGAUGUAUUAGAAGCCUGUUAGUGGAAAAUAGUGAUGUAGCACUGAAUCCUGCAGAGAUGAGAUUCUGUUCAAUGGUCUUGUCAGUGAUAAUCCCUGUUUUCUGUGAAAUAACUAAUGUACCAACAAAUUGAGUAGUAGUAUU
This is a messenger RNA of Sorex fumeus (smoky shrew), 3114 nucleotides long. RefSeq names its product zinc finger protein 585A-like. Gene Ontology annotation, biological process: regulation of DNA-templated transcription. The record is from RefSeq and is a predicted model, not a curated record. NCBI's taxonomy places the organism in Eukaryota, Metazoa, Chordata, Mammalia, Eulipotyphla, Soricidae. The transcript is spliced from 4 exons. The coding region runs from base 130 to 2757 and encodes 875 amino acids.